AUGGCUGAAUCACGAGAUGACUACCGUGAGAAAAGACGGCGCCGGUCGGCGUCUGAAUCCUCCCUUUCAACCAGAGACAACGAUAGACGACGGCACACCCGAGAACGACACCGCGAUGAUGAUCGAAGUUCUCGAAGAGAUAGCUCCCGAAGACGGUCCUCGCGCAGCCCGACGGGGAGAGAUGCACGCCAGCUAGAUAGCCGUGAUCGACGAGACCGCAGGGAAAGACGAGAAGGUUCGGAUGAUCAUCGCAGAAGACGAAGGCAUCCAUCUGAAGAACGUGGUCACCGCCGUCACCGCGACCGAGACUCGUACGACGAUCGAGGGAGACCUUCUCGAAAAUAUCGAAGUCGAUCCCGUUCUCGCUCGCCGGCUGGACGCACACGAAGCCCAGAGUCACGGGCCCUUCCCCGAUCCAAGGCUCCCUUACCUUCUCAGAACGACGCAUAUACAUCAUCGGAGGUUGCGCGGAGAGGGGAAUCAUCGGCAUCGCCGCCAGAAAAGGAGAAACCGAAUUUUGGAAACACCGGUCGCUUAGCUGCUGAAACCAAUACUGUCAACGUCAGUGGAGGUACGGUCGUCCUCAAGUACCAUGAGCCGCCGGAAGCGCGGAAGCCUCCUGCGAAGGAACCUUGGCGACUCUACGUGUUUAAAGGGGAAGAUUUACUUGAGGUAGUUGAGCUGGCUGAGCGCAGCUGUUGGUUGAUCGGAAGGGAGCGCCUUGUGGCAGAUUUUCCGCUGGAUCACCCUAGCUGCUCCAAGCAGCACGCGGCCAUUCAAUUCCGAUACGUCGAGAAGAGGAACGAAUUCGGAGAUCGAAUUGGAAAGGUCAAACCCUACAUAAUUGACCUCGAAAGCGCCAAUGGCUCCCAUGUGAAUGGAGAUACGAUUCCAGCCGGACGCUACGUUGAGUUGCGGGACAAGGACGUUCUCAAGUUUGGCCUGAGCUCGAGAGAAUAUGUUCUCAUGCUACCUCAGCCAGAUUGA
Messenger RNA from Aspergillus fischeri NRRL 181, 987 nucleotides. Its product is annotated as putative FHA domain protein SNIP1. Gene Ontology annotation, molecular function: mRNA binding; protein binding. Gene Ontology annotation, biological process: mRNA splicing, via spliceosome; maintenance of RNA location. The coding region runs from base 1 to 987 and encodes 328 amino acids. Gene Ontology annotation, cellular component: nucleus. Lineage: Eukaryota; Fungi; Ascomycota; Eurotiomycetes; Eurotiales; Aspergillaceae. The record is from RefSeq and is a predicted model, not a curated record. The transcript has a single exon.